Molecule: messenger RNA, 1605 nt
Organism: Cryptococcus wingfieldii CBS 7118
Lineage: Eukaryota; Fungi; Basidiomycota; Tremellomycetes; Tremellales; Cryptococcaceae
Exons: 5
Coding region: 1-1605 (534 amino acids)
Source: RefSeq, a predicted model, not a curated record
AUGCGCGCAUCUCCUCAUUCAUCGACGACCCCCGCCCAAAACAGCUAUACAUCAGAAGAAGGCCACGGCAUGUACGGCCGCGAACGCUCAAGAGCAUACUCUGAACACCCCACGCCCCGGGGAGGCAAGGGAGGAGGCAGCAGGAGGCAGAGGGAGCGAGAAUGGGAUGGAGACGCUGCGUAUUACCCCGACGACGAUAGGAGGAGUCGCAGGCGUGGUGACCGAGAUAGGGGGAGGGAGAGAGAAUGGCAGAGGGAUGCGUGGGAUCAGGAGCGGGAGAGGGAGGGAGGGCGGGGCGGGGCGGGGUUUGACCCGGAUGGACCGAUGAGUGGUGUGAAUGCUAUACGGCCCAGGGGGAGUACUGGUGGGGGAGGCAACUUGUCUGUGGGGCCGUUGUUGAGAGGGGUGGGGCUGUACUUGACGACGGAUCUUAUGGAUUUGAGGGAGAAUCGCGCGGUGUUGCUCGGUACCGUCAAAUCAAUGGCAGGUACAGCCAUAGCCGACGCUCUCCAUACCCGUGUACAAGUGGUAGUUGUCAACAUCGACCCCGACUGGCCUACCAAUCUCUGCCUCCUCGUCCAAGCUGACGAUACCGACACCUUUGACGUUUGCAAAGAGUACAACAAUUGGACGACGUCGAAUGCGAUAAGACAUCUGGCACAGGUGGUUGGGGACUUGAGAGAGGGCGAGGUGAAAUGGCGGAAGAGGGUGGUGAGGAAAGAGUGGUUGAGUGCUUGUCGGGAUAGUGGGAUGUAUCUUGGCGAGAAGGAAGGGUUUGGGGGUUGGGAAGUCAAAGCAACAUGGGAUCCUCAUCUCGCUAGCCGACCGAAUGAGCCGUAUGCGGGCGAAGAUGGCGAACACCAGAACGACGAGUAUCACCCAGGCGAAAGAGAAAACGUGCAAGGUGUCGAUGAUUUGCAUGCCGACAACAACGGCAACGCCUCUCCUUCUAGGCUUCCUCUCGACAUUCCCGACCGCCUGCUCAGUAUGGCCCAACCUCGACCCCCACUUGAUCCAUCCCCAACCAAACCCUUCGAUCCUCGAAUCAAAAUCAACGGCACAGAACCAUACCCAUCUCCCCAGGACUCUGCAUAUCUUCCCCGGGCUACAUUGCCGCCCGCCGGUUCACCUAUCAACAUACGUCGUCCAGCGCCUCAGUUGAGUGAAGCUCUUUCUGGAUUGAUGGCAGCGCCUUUGCCUGUGCUGAACGGGGGUCUCGGUAAUGGGCAUGGACCGCCAUCGAGGGCUGGGACGGCUACGGGUAGUGCUGUGGGUAGUGUGGGGAGCGGCACAGUGGGCACGAGAAAGGAGGGGCUGUUUGUCAUCGGAGGGAUGGUACCUCUUACGUUCUUCAUGGUGGAACCCUCCAGGGCUGUUGAGAUCAUGAUCAAAACCCUCGGUGCCGGUAUAAUAACCCUCCCCCACGUCGCUCAAAUUCACCUCUUCCCCAUCCCUCGUCUUACCGCCCCUCAAAAUCCAGACCAUGUCUCGGCAUUGGAAGCGUUGAGAGGCGAUGAGGGGAAGGUGGCGGUUAGUCAGGAGUGGGUGUUGGAUUGUUGUGAGAGGAUGGAGGUUUUGCCGAUGGAAGCGUAUCUUGUGCGAUAG